Messenger RNA from Penaeus indicus, 1257 nucleotides. RefSeq lists its product as uncharacterized. Bases 1 to 1257 code for a protein of 418 amino acids. The transcript is spliced from 9 exons. The record is from RefSeq and is a predicted model, not a curated record. Lineage: Eukaryota; Metazoa; Arthropoda; Malacostraca; Decapoda; Penaeidae. Gene Ontology annotation, molecular function: cobalamin binding. Gene Ontology annotation, biological process: cobalamin transport.
AUGGUGCUCCCGGCGGCGGCCAGGGCGGUGCAGUGGGUGGUGUCGCAGCGGCGAGCGGACUGGGGCUGGGGCUCCGACACCGCCCACACCGUGCUCGCCCUUAGACUCGCCAACGCCACCUGGUUCGCGCCGGAGAACCUCGAGGCGCAGCUGGUCAUGAAGCAGCUGCAGAUGGAGCUGGUGCUGCGCCUGUGGAAGCACAAGGAGCUCCCCCUCUCCGCUGGCCACCUCGCCGUCAACGUCAUGGCCUUGGUGGCUCUUUGCAAGGACCCCCGGGCCUUCUACUCCAAGGACCUCGUCGCCAUGGUGGAGCACCAGGAGGGGGAGGUGGACUUCGAGGUGGCGUUCGCGCAGCUGGCAACGUGCACGGCCGGCCACCACGUCAGGAAGUCCCGGAUCAGGAAGCUGCUGGACAUCAUCUCCGACCAGAACAAGAUCCACUCAGUCGACACGCUGUCGGUGGUGAUCAUGGCUCUGCACUGCGCCCAGCACCAGCGUCGCCACGACCUCCGCCGCUUCAUCGACCAGGCGAUGGCAACGCUGCUGCACCAACAGGAGCCCGACGGAGCCUUCAACUCCAACCUGCACUCCACCGCCCUCGCCCUGCAGGCGAUGAUGGCGAGCCAGCUGGCGGGCUCCUGGAACGCCACCCGCGCCCAGGAGUACAUCAUGUCCCACCAGCGCCCCGACGGGUCCUUCGGCGGCCUCUUCGACACCAACGCCGUCCUGCCGCUGCUCGGGGGACGCACCCUGCUCGACGUGGCCAUUCGACGCUGCCCGAGGGUCGAGGAGGACGCCGUCGACCAGGAGGACGCGCAGGUUGACAACUUCGACGCCCCCGACGGAGAGCCGCCCGUGCCCACCGAGAAUCCCGAUCAGCCCACGCCCACGCCCGCAGCGGAGGUCAUGGCCAACAUCACGUACAUCAUCUGGAAAGGAAACAACGCCACGGAGAACUUCAACCUGACCUUCAGCGUGCCUGUGAACACGUCCUUCCUCACAGUCAUGAAGAUGGCAGCCGAGCAGGACGAGCGCUUUGUGUUCUCGGCGUCCCACUGGGGGAACGGCUUCUACAUCCACACGCUGUCGGGGGCGAAGGAGCAGAAGCUGGGCUACUGGUUCUGGCUGUUCUACCGCCUCCCGGAGCCGCCGGUGCCUGGCACCAAGCCGGACAACAAAUACGUCGUUGGCACAGGCGUCCAAGAAACUCUGGUGCGAGACAAAGACAUCUUCCUCUUCUGGUUCCACCAAAUCUAG